Molecule: messenger RNA, 7920 nt
Organism: Xyrauchen texanus (razorback sucker)
Lineage: Eukaryota; Metazoa; Chordata; Actinopteri; Cypriniformes; Catostomidae
Product: collagen alpha-2(IV) chain-like
Exons: 48
Coding region: 231-5249 (1672 amino acids)
Cellular component (GO): basement membrane; collagen trimer
Molecular function (GO): extracellular matrix structural constituent
Source: RefSeq, a predicted model, not a curated record
CAUAUCAUUCGCAUUUCAGCAUUGUUAGAGGAAGUUUAAAUCUGAAGAUCGCCAAUUUCCUUCAAAAACAGCUUCGGCGGAGUGGAUUUUAGGUGGGACAACUACUUUUCUAAAGCGUGAACGCAUCACGAUUUAGCGCGUGCAACUGAAGUGAUCUGAGAUCAAUGAGCAUGCUUUAACAAGACACAGGCAUAGACAGAGGGAGAGAGUUAAUCUGUUUGUCAGCUCACAUGGAGGGUGAGAAACAUCUACAGUACUGGAACACAUUGAGUUGUUUGCUAUUGUGCAUAUCGGUCCUUAUCCUUACGACAGAUGUUAACGCAGGAGUUAAGAAGUCCAGUGGACCAUGUGGAGGCAGAGACUGCAGUGGGGGAUGUCAGUGUUACCCUGAGAAGGGUGCAAGGGGUAUGCCUGGUCCCCUAGGUUCCCAGGGCCUCACAGGCCCUCAUGGUCACCAAGGAGACCCAGGCCUCCAGGGCCCUAAGGGAGAGAAAGGAGACCAUGGCAAAGGAGGUGUUAUGGGUCCAAAAGGAAGUGUGGGAAUGGAGGGAGUUCCAGGGUUUUCUGGAGCAGAUGGCGUUCCGGGUCACCCGGGGCCAUCUGGUCCUCGUGGAAAACCUGGAGCUGACGGCUGUAAUGGAACUCGAGGAGACUCUGGAACACCAGGCAUUCCAGGAUUUGAAGGAGCCCCUGGAAUAUCAGGCUACAAAGGACUGAAGGGGCAGAAGGGUGAUCCGUUGGAGCUGUGGGUCUAUAUGGAAAGAUUUAGGGGAGAUCCAGGACAGCCAGGCCUUCAAGGAUUCAUUGGACCGACUGGAAACCCAGGUGGCAGAGGACUGCCAGGAGGACUAGGUACUUGGGGCCCCCCUGGUAGUAAAGGCUUGAAAGGACAAAAGGGUGAAAGCACUAGGAUAAUAAAAGGAGUCAAAGGAGAAUCGGGGGAAGUUGGAGAGACAGGCCAACCAGGACUUUUCCCACACACCAGACCACCCCCUGCAGAUUGGCAGGGUCAAAAAGGUGAGAGAGGUUAUAAAGGAGAACCGGGAGAUGUGGAACCUAUGUCAGUCAAAGGAGAGGACGGUGUUACUGGGUUUAUGGGGCUGCAGGGAAGCCCAGGAUUAAAUGGCUGGCCUGGACCUAGGGGUGACACUGGACAACCAGGUUUCCCAGGAAAUACUGGCCCCAAGGGGGACAGAGGAGAACCCGGAGAGCUGAUAUUCACAGGAGGCCAAUUUUAUGAUGCAGAGGUGGGUCCUCCAGGACCUCCAGGAGAACGUGGCCCAAUAGGAAAUCUUGGUCCUAUGGGUGCUAAAGGACUGCCAGGUCCCCCAGGCCCCCCUGCUUCUGAACAAACAGGGACAUUUGAUCUGUGGGGCCCAGAGGGACCAAGAGGAACAAAGGGAAAGAAAGGUGAAGCUGGAGAACCUGGUAAACCUGCCGCUCAGCCCGGCCCACCUGGCUUUGAUGGGCAGCCUGGAGUUCAUGGACCACCUGGACCCAAGGGAUCAGUGGAAGACUAUUUCAAAGGUGCACCAGGACCUCGUGGACAUCCAGGGAAUGCUGGGAAAAAGGGACCAAAGGGUGACCAUGGGCUUUGUGAAUGCCAGAUAAAAUCUUCCCCACCUGGUGCUCCGGGCGACUCUGGUGAGCUUGGUGACUCUGGCAUGGUGGGCGAGUGGGGUCAGCAGGGUGAUCAAGGUGACCCAGGACCCAGAGGCAAUGAUGGUGUGCCUGGUUUUCCUGGUGCUCGAGGGGAGCCUGGAACCAAGGGGAGAAAAGGAGUGCAGACCAUAGCUACAGUGAAAGGAUUACCAGGCGACCCAGGGGACCCAGGCACUAGUGGUUUCCGAGGAGAGCAGGGGAGGCUUGGGCGUAAUGGAGAAAAUGGUUCACCUGGUCUGCAAGGACCUAUUGGAGAAGGUCCAGUAGGGGAGCCUGGAGAGAAGGGCUACCUGGGAUGGCCGGGUCUCCCAGGUUUAACAGGCCCAGCUGGGGAACCUGGUCACGUUCUCGGAGCAACCAAAGGUACAAAGGGCCUUCCUGGAGAUGAAGGAAGAAUUGGUAUUGAUGGAAAUCCAGGGUUGCCUGGCGCAUCAGGGGCCUGUAGCACAGAAGAGGAGUGGAAUAUUGCAGGUGAGUGUUUAAGAGUCCCUGGGCCUCCAGGAGAUAUAGGGCUGCCUGGCAUUCCUGGGUUGGAUGGAUUUAAUGGAGUUCCAGGUUCCAAAGGCUUACCAGGUCUUUCUGGAGAACAUGGUGCCAAAGGAGAGCAAGGUGAACCAGGAAGAGGAGGUCCUCCUGGACCGAUGGGUUCAGUUGGAUUUCGAGGUGACUAUGGACAUCCUGGCUCCAAAGGUGAAGAAGGACCUCCAGGCCUCCCUGGUGAGCCAGGUUUGGAUGGUGCUUUAGGGGAGAAGGGUGAACAUGGUGAAGUUCUAGGGGCAUCUACUGGAGCCCCUGGUGAACCAGGAAUGCUAGGACAGAGGGGUGCUAUUGGCCUUCCAGGAGACCCAGGCCCAAAAGGACACUUAGGUAUGGAGGGAAUGCCUGGUAUGAUCGGCCUCAAGGGUGAAAAUGGCCCUCCAGGUCUUCAGGGUGAAAUAGGAAGACCUGGACCUGAAGGGACAUUUGGAUAUUCUGGACAACCUGGGCACACAGGAUCUCCUGGUCCACCUGGAAAUAUUGGACAACCAGGUCCAAGUGGAGUAAGGGGAGAUCAGGGUGACCCUGGUCCUCCUGGUCCCUGGGGAUUUAAGGGUGUCAUUGGAGACCCUGGAAACUUUGGUGUGCUAGGAAAUAUUGGGCUACCAGGAGAUCCUGGACAACAGGGGCCUUUCGGUAACCAUGGUCUCCAAGGACUCAAAGGUCUCAAAGGAGGUCAUGGCAUGACAGGCUUCCCUGGAAAGACUGGUCAGGAAGGCAUAAAAGGAUUUGCAGGACUACAAGGAGAGACAGGGUCCCCAGGACAACAAGGUGCAAAAGGAGAUACAGGCUCUCCAGGUCAAAAAGGUGAGAGAGGGCUGAUGGGCACUCCAGGAGUUAUGCCAGUCACAAAUAUAACACUUCAUUUGAAAGAAGUCAUUAAGGGUGCUAAAGGUGACCAUGGAAAUAUUGGAGAUCCUGGCUUCACUGGUCCCAGAGGCCAAAAAGGUUUUCCAGGUUUUCCAGGAAAAGAGGGGGAACAUGGGCAUCCAGGAGAGCCCAGUGAUAAAAAAGGUUCUCCUGGUCUUCCUGGAGUAAAAGGAUAUCAAGGGCCGAAGGGAAUGCCAGGCUCUACAGGACUCCUUGGAAUAGAUGGUUUCCCUGGAAUGUCUGGACCCAGGGGUGACAAAGGCUCACCUGGUGCCUAUGGACGAUCAGGAGACUCUGGAAACAAAGGAAUCAGAGGUGACUUGGGUCCAACCAUCAAUCUUCCAGGAUCAACAGGACUGAGAGGUGAAACUGGGUUCAAUGGAACUUCAGGUGAAAAGGGUCUGGCAGGUCAACCUGGAGAUAGAGGAAGCCCUGGUUUUGAAGGCAUUGAGGGGAUGAAAGGCUACUCUGGUGAAGCUGGAAAGGCAGGACCACCAGGCUCCGAUGGCCUUCAGGGUUUCCCUGGAAACCAGGGUCAUAAGGGCUGGCCAGGAGAACCAGGACAGCCAGGAACCUCUGGAAUCCAUGGCCAACCAGGACAAAAUGGAUUUCCUGGUCUAAAAGGAAUUUUUGGAUUGGAUGGCCUGAAAGGUCAAAAGGGGAUACAGGGGGUUCCAGGUUCUGACAACUCAGGUCCUCCAGGUGACCCUGGAACAAAAGGAGAGAUAGGAGUGACCGGUAUCCCCAGCACAGAUGUUGGCCUCCCGGGAGCUUUGGGCCUCAAGGGUUCCCUUGGAGAUCCUGGUGCUAAGGGUACAUCUGGGCAUCCAGGUGUACAAGGGCCCCCAGGCACACAAGGAUUCUCCGAUACACCAGGAGUUUCAGGUGACCCUGGCUUUCCUGGCAGUAAAGGACUUCCAGGCUUCCCUGGACCCAGAGGGAUCCCAGGUGAUCUGUCUCCAUUUGGAGCGAAAGGAGAGAAAGGAAACCCAGGUGUAUUUGGUUUCAGUGGAGAAAAGGGAGUCCAGGGGGACAGAGGAGAAAGAGGACUGGCAGGAGGAUCUGGAGUGUCAGGAAGAAGAGGUGAAAAGGGAGAAUCAGGAAUGAUGGGAUUUCCAGGAAGACAGGGUUUUCAAGGCUACAGGGGCCCUGUUGGACCUAAAGGAGAUACUGGACCCCCAGGUUUCCCUGGCUCACCUGGUGCUAAAGGACUCCCACCUGUCCCAGAAAAAUUACCAGGGGAAAGAGGACCACCAGGUUCAAUGGGUAUUCAAGGACCACAGGGAAAGAAUGGAAACAUAGGCCCUGUUGGACCUCCUGGUGAUCCAGGGUUUUUGGGUCCAAAGGGCCAGAAGGGCAUGCCAGGUCUCCCAGGAAUACCGGGAAAUCCAGGCUUCCGUGGUGGAUCUGGACAAAGGGGUCACCCUGGUCUGCAAGGCGAGGAAGGUAACCGAGGGCAACCUGGAAUAAAUGGUCUUCCUGGAAUGCCUGGCCGCAGUGUCAGUGUCGGUUACCUUCUGGUAAAACACAGUCAGUCUGAUCAGAUCCCAAUGUGCCCUGUGGGUAUGUCCAAGAUAUGGGAUGGUUACAGUCUUCUAUAUUUUGAGGGACAAGAGAAGGCCCACAACCAAGACCUGGGUCUAGCUGGAUCAUGUCUUCCUCGUUUUAACACCAUGCCCUUCCUGUACUGCAAUCCUGGUGACUUAUGCUACUAUGCUAGUCGAAAUGACAAAUCCUAUUGGCUGUCCACCACCGCACCAAUUCCUAUGAUGCCUGUGGAGGAGUCUGAUAUUAAGCCAUACAUCAGUCGUUGUUCUGUGUGUGAAGCUCCAUCUGUGGCCAUUGCAGUUCACAGUCAAGAUAUAACCAUCCCACAAUGUCCUGCUGGGUGGAGAAGUUUGUGGAUUGGCUAUUCCUUCCUCAUGCACACAGCGGCUGGUGAUGAGGGUGGCGGUCAAUCUCUGGUGUCUCCAGGCUCUUGUCUAGAAGAUUUCCGCACAACUCCCUUCAUCGAGUGUAAUGGGGCCAAGGGUACAUGUCACUACUUUGCCAACAAGCAGAGUUUCUGGUUGACAUCUAUUGAUCAGUCCUUCCAGAAUUCCCCUGCCUCUGAGACACUCAAAGCAGGUCAGCUCCUGUCACGCAUCAGUCGCUGCCAAGUGUGUAUGAAGAACCUGUGACCUGUACUCUAUGAACUUUUACACUACUUCAGCAGCAUCACAAUUAAGCUGAAUACAUGCAAUACAGCUGAAUACAUGCAAUGGCAGCUAUUUAAUUUCAGACAUUAAAAUGAACAUCAACAUCGCAAUGUCAGGCUUUUGGAAUAACUUGAUUGUAUAUAAUGCAUCACAUAUAAGCAUUGACACAAGGACAUUGAUGCUGCCACAGAAAGCCCUAAGAUUCACUCUGCCCUAUACUCUAACCACUACUGUGUGCCUUAUGACUUAAGAUGUGUAAAUGCGCAUAAGAGAUACAUAAAAAGCAUAGUAGGUAUUAUAUUUCUCUGUACUCUACUUUUUCUGUGUAUGAAAUUGUGCUUUAUUUCUAACUUAUUACCUCAGCAUUAUCAGAUCUGUUAUUGUGUUAUUAUUUUUUAGCAAGAACAUACAGCUGAAUCAAAGAAGCCAAUGAUUCUUAUGCACUACUCCGGCCUUCUCUAUCACGUGGUAGUUCUUUAUGUGAUUGGCCCCAUAUUGAACAGUUAGGUUAGAAUGGGGAACCGGUUCUUAUUCAGAAACAAAAUAAUUUUCAUAUAAGGUGCUGUAAGCGAUUUCUUUCAUGGAAAUAAAAUUGUUCCUACUCCCUUAAAUAUAUUAAUGCAAUAAGUAUCCUGAGAUAUCUCUCUGGUCUCUGUGACAGCUGUAGACUUUGUAACCAGCAAACAAGAAUGUGUAUGUGGACCACGGACAUUGACGCUUUUCAAGUGUGUGCUAUUGUGCUACUGUUGGCUAAUUCAACGGCUAAGUCACGUGAAAGCUUCAGAAUGCUGAAAUCACUUAGAGCACCUUUAAUGGCUCUGGAACAUUCUUUUAGAAUAUGCAGAACUGUUGUCAUAUAAUCAUUACUGUUGUCAAUUAUAAUCAUUAUUUUCAUUGUUUCUUGCAUUUUAAAAGUUGUGGUAGCAUAGAUGCUACUUCACCAACACGACACAAUAAAUAAAUCCAAAAUAUUGGUUUGAGACUGAUCACAAAGACAGCAAAGAAAUGUAAAGAGAACCGUUAACAGAACUGUUAAUUAAACAGAACUGUUAAAUGAGAUCAGAAUGUGAACCAGAAUCUUAUAAGGGAUAGUUCACCCAAAAAUAAAAAUUAUAAUCAUUCAUGAAAACUAAUCAUUUACUCACCCUUAAUGGCAUCCCAGAUGUGUAUGGCUUUUUUUCUUCUGCAGAACACAAACUAUAGAGCUCAAUAGUUCUAUACAAUGGAAGUGAAUGGUGACUUUUGAAGCUUCAAAAAGCACAUAAAAGCAGCAUGAAAGUAAUCCAUAAAACGCCAGUGGUUUAAUCCAUGUCUUCCUAAGAAAUCCAAUCAAUUUUAGGUGUGAGCAGACCAUAAUAUAACUUGUUCACUAUAAAUCUUGACAUCUACAGUAUUUUUGACAAAAAUUAUUUCGAGCUCCAUUACACUUCCUAGCACCAUCCAGCAGUCUUCGCAUGUGUCAAGCACUAAGUGUAAUCAAGCUUGAAAUCAUGAUUGUGCCUAGAGACUGCAAUGACAAGAUGAACAGAAAAGGGAGUUACAUUUUGGUUUGUUUUCACCCAAAAUUGAUUGAAUUGCUUCAGAAUACACAGAUUGAGUCAUAUGGAUUAAUUUUAUGCUGCCUUUAUGUGCUCUUCAAAGUUUUGAUCACCAUUCACUUGCAUUGUAUAAACCUACAGAGCUGAGAUAUUCUUCUAAAAAUCUUCAUUUUUGUUCUGCAGGAGAAAGUAAAACACAUCUGGGAUGGCGUGAGGCUGAGAAAAUUAGAGAAUUUAAAUUAUGGGGUGAACUAUCCCUUUAAUUUUUUAUUCCAUUUCUAUGAAACAGUUAUGAAAUAUAUAUAUAUAUAUAAAAUCCACAACUGACCUGUGUAUUUUCAUUAUAAAAGUCUAUUGUGGUUGACCUUUACGGAAAUAUUAAUUCAUCCCACUCGCAUCACAUUAUUUUGCUUUGUGCUUUUUUCCUGAGGAUUGCUUUGAAUAUUCUGCACUUCAGAAAGAAGUCUUUUUUGUCAUGCACAACCCCUUUGUUAUGUCAUGUUUUCACACCUGUUACAAUAUUCCUAUUUAGCCCAUGGUGACACAGAAUAUGGUAUUUCUUAGAUAUUUUAUUUAAUAGAAGAUCAUAAACACUGAGACUUGAAGCUGUUUAUUAGCUGUCCAAUCAAGUGGAUAAUUCUUGUUUAUUUGUUCAGUACCCACUCUUGGUUAAACCAAUUGCACUGAUAUCUGAGGUUUAUGGGAUACAUCAGACAAGUCCAAUCUCUUCUGAUAGAUUUGAAGAUUCUAAAGAGCUCAGUUUUUGUCCCACUUGUAUGUAAAUAGACAAACAGGCUCCCAUUCUUCGACUGACAUGGUUUUUAAGAGUCUGUAAACAUCGACUAAACCAAAUCUGGUUCAGUUAAGUGUUCAUGUUAUUUUGGACUUUGAACAGCUUUGCCCAUUCCCAGUGCACAAUUAUUAUUGUCCUGAAAGCCAUAAACCACUAGCAUGAAUUUGAUACCAAAACAAGAAUAAAAAAGAAAACAAUCUUUAUAAUUCAGAAACACAUUUUACCAUGAAAAUAUUUUUAUUUUUUUUACCAAAUGUAAUGUUAUGUGGACAAUCUGAAUACACUGUGUUAUUGAAUAACAGAAAAAUAAAUGCCUUUGUUA